Messenger RNA from Panicum virgatum (switchgrass), 561 nucleotides. RefSeq lists its product as uncharacterized. Lineage: Eukaryota; Viridiplantae; Streptophyta; Magnoliopsida; Poales; Poaceae. The record is from RefSeq and is a predicted model, not a curated record. Gene Ontology annotation, molecular function: zinc ion binding. The transcript is spliced from 2 exons. Bases 1 to 561 code for a protein of 186 amino acids.
AUGGCCGAAUCGACCUCCUCCUGGGUCUCUUCUACAGGGGCGCGACCAUCAUCGAAGGGGCCGCCGGUGCCUGCCCGCGAAGGUCCUCUGGACUAUGCGCCUGCGGUGAUUUGCCGGUGCGGGCUGAAGGCACCGAGGAGGGUUUCGUGGAGCGACGACAACCCGGGGCGCAGGUACUACCGAUGCAGCAGGGCACGGUCAUCUAUGGACUGCAAGUUCUUCUCGUGGUUUGAUGGUGAGCAUUCUGAAUUCAUGAAGACCUUGUUGAUAGAUCUUCGGAAUGCUGUGUGGAGGAUUAAGGCAGAGAGAGAUGAGGUUGAUGAGCUUCAGAGUGUUGAUGUGACUGUAAGCAGGGAGCUUGAAGAUCAAAAGAAGAUGAACCAAAGUCUGCAGGAAGAACGAGAAGGAAUGAAAAAGAAGUUGGCAGAGAAGGAUGAAUUGCUACAAGCAAUGGCUAUGAAGAUGUGUGCAGGGGAUAGGUCUAGAUCAGUCUGUUCCUUUGUGUGUGUAUUUGUGGUUGGUGUGAUGCUAGGUGUGAUGUUAGGUGUUGUGAUGGCUUGA